Messenger RNA from Notodromas monacha, 411 nucleotides. The record is from the annotation of a GenBank genome assembly. Lineage: Eukaryota; Metazoa; Arthropoda; Ostracoda; Podocopida; Cyprididae.
AUGCUUUUCGGGAUCCUUUGUUUCAAGCCCGGGGCUUGUCAUCUGCAACGUCGGGAACUUCCGCCGGAUCCCGAAGGUAAGUUUGCUUUCGAAAAGCUCUCAAUUUCCGAUGCACACGACGCCAAGUACGGUUACGAUAUGGACUCCAUAAUGCACUACGAUUCUUAUGGGUUCGGCAAGAUCAACCCCGUCACCGGGAGACAACUGCAAACAAUUUUCGUGAAAGCGGAUCCCAGUCGGAUCAUCUCCAGAGCCGAAGUGUUGUCUCCAGGGAAUGUCGAGGAAAUUCACCAGGUCUAUGAUGAACUCUGCACUAAUAAGCUCAAGUAUAAGAAGCCUGCGGCGAAGAUUUUUCGAUGGGUCAUGCGCUUCAUUCGAAGGGUAUUCAAUGCUUUGCGGAAUUCUGGGUAA